AAAUAAAAAUGUUCUCAUCAAUUCUCAAAUACCGCUGUACUUUAUAAUCGAUUUGUACUAUUAGAUUGUAAGAUAAAUUAUCACCAUUAGUGAGAAGUGACUAAUAGUUAAUGAACAAAUGAAGUCUGAUAGUGAAAGGUGAAUAAAGUGAACAAAAUGUUUUGGAAAUUGAUAUUUAUCUCUUCUAUUUUUUUCGCAAACACUUUGGCUCAAUUUUACGAAGAUAACAGAUGCCGUUGUGUGUGUCCUACACCAACUUUAAUAAUAAACAGUACAGAAAAGUCAGACAGGACACUUUAUAUUGCUUUUGUACCUCCAAACAAAUGCAAUUGUGGUGGAGUAGUUCUACCAAAAGUCACUGAAGAAAUCAGAGAUAAUGCACAACUGUUUUGUCCCAGAUGUGAAUGCAAAUAUGAGACUAGAAAAACAACUGUGAUUAUGGUUGGUGUGAUAUUAGUGUUAUGGAUUUUAUUGCUGUUGAUUGGAUACUACUUAUUCCUUAUGCUACUUGAAUGUUUAGUUAGCAAGACACAGCAAUCCUAUGUACACAACUAUACACAAGCAGAGAGAGGUUCAGAAGAAACUGAGAAUCUACUGAUACAGGGUGAAGAUACUGAUAGUUAAAGAUAAUGAAGAAUAAUACCAUUCAUGUGAUAUUGUCAAGGUAGGCAACUUAAAGAAAUAAAGAGCAAAGUAUAUUAUUUGUGAAAAUGUUUAAUGUUGUGACAUUUUUAUUGAAAUACAUUUAAUUAUUGACUAAAUAAAUAAUUGGUAAUAUGUGUUAUUUAUAUAAUAUUAUUUGUAUACCUAUUUCUAGUGAGAAUAAAUGAAGAAUAAAAUCCUUUACCCAUAACACAAGUUAAAGUGUUGAAUACAGUUUAAAAUAAAAAGAGUGCUGAAUGAAAAAUAAACAAAUAUUUUCUCCAUCAAAGAUGGUAAUUAUUAUUGUAUAAUUCCAUCUAGCUAUUAUGCAAUACUUAUUCCAACUACUAUAAACAUUGCUUAUGCCCUAACCCUAA
Molecule: messenger RNA, 1019 nt
Organism: Maniola jurtina (meadow brown)
Lineage: Eukaryota; Metazoa; Arthropoda; Insecta; Lepidoptera; Nymphalidae
Product: proton-transporting V-type ATPase complex assembly regulator TMEM9-like
Exons: 6
Coding region: 157-624 (155 amino acids)
Cellular component (GO): lysosomal membrane
Source: RefSeq, a predicted model, not a curated record